Molecule: messenger RNA, 2433 nt
Organism: Colletotrichum godetiae
Lineage: Eukaryota; Fungi; Ascomycota; Sordariomycetes; Glomerellales; Glomerellaceae
Product: P-loop containing nucleoside triphosphate hydrolase protein
Exons: 6
Coding region: 266-1939 (557 amino acids)
Biological process (GO): rRNA processing
Cellular component (GO): nucleus; cytoplasm; ribonucleoprotein complex
Molecular function (GO): RNA binding; RNA helicase activity; ATP binding
Source: RefSeq, a predicted model, not a curated record
GCCUUCCCUCGCGCUCCCCCAAAACCUUUGACCCUCCUACUCUUUUUUUCUCCCCUUCUUUCAUCUGCAUCCCUCUCUUCCUCUCCAUCUCACAAACCUCCAUCCCCUCCCUCUACGCAUCAGUCCUCUUUUCGGUUCGCUCCAGAAAAAGAGUCUCUUCGCGUCUUCUACUCUCCCCACGGUCUUUCUUGCCCGUAUCUGACAUCGCUCAAGCGAAAUCAUUCACGACAAGAAAAACUUCGCGCGCUCUUUGCAACUAGCAAAUAUGUCCUACGGCGGCGGAUACGGUGGUGGUCGCGGCGGCGGCGGUGGCUACGGCGGCGGUCGUGAUCGUCAGGACAGAGGCGGUCGCGAUGGCGGCUACGGCGGCGGUGGUUACAACGGUGACAGCAACGGAUACGGUGGUGGUGGUGGUGGCUACGGCGGCGGUGGCGGUUUCGGCGGUGGUGGUGACCGCAUGAACAACCUUGGCGCUGGUCUUCGCACACAAGAAUGGGGUGAGUUGGAUACAAAAGUAAACACCAGCAACGCGUUCGCUAACCCAAACCCAGAUCUCAACACAAUGCCCAAGUUCGAGAAGUCUUUCUACAAGGAGCACGAGGAGGUCGCCAACCGCAGCCCGGAGGAUGUCGAGUCCUUCCGCCGCAAGCACCAGAUUGCCAUUGCUGGCAACGAUGUCCCCAAGCCCGUUGAGACCUUCGACGAGGCUGGUUUCCCCAGAUAUGUCAUGGACGAGGUCAAGGCCCAGGGCUUCCCCGCCCCUACUGCCAUUCAGUCUCAGGGUUGGCCCAUGGCUCUCUCCGGUCGCGAUGUCGUCGGUAUUGCCGAGACGGGUUCCGGAAAGACGCUAACCUACUGCCUUCCCGCCAUUGUCCACAUCAACGCCCAGCCUCUGUUGGCCCCCGGCGAUGGCCCCAUUGUCCUGAUCCUCGCCCCCACCCGUGAGCUUGCCGUCCAGAUUCAGCAGGAGAUUUCCAAGUUCGGCAAGUCUUCCCGCAUCCGCAACACCUGCGUCUACGGUGGUGUCCCCAAGGGACCCCAGAUUCGCGACCUCUCCCGCGGUGUCGAGGUCUGCAUCGCCACCCCGGGACGUCUCAUCGACAUGCUCGAGGCCGGCAAGACCAACCUUCGUCGCGUCACCUACCUUGUGCUCGACGAGGCUGAUCGCAUGUUGGACAUGGGUUUCGAGCCCCAAAUUCGCAAGAUUAUCGGCCAGAUUCGCCCCGACCGUCAGACUCUCAUGUGGUCCGCCACCUGGCCCAAGGAGGUUCGCGCUCUUGCGUCCGACUUCCUUUCCGACUUCAUCCAGGUCAACAUCGGUUCCAUGGACUUGGCUGCCAACCACCGCAUUACCCAGAUCGUUGAGGUUGUCAACGAGAGCGAGAAGCGUGACCGCAUGCUCAAGCACCUCGAGAAGAUGAUGGACAACAAGGAGAACAAGGUCCUCAUCUUCGUUGGCACCAAGCGUGUCGCUGACGAGAUUACCCGCUUCCUUCGCCAGGACGGAUGGCCCGCGCUUUCCAUCCACGGUGACAAGCAGCAGAACGAGCGUGACUGGGUCCUUGACCAAUUCAAGACGGCCAAGUCUCCCAUCAUGGUCGCGACCGACGUCGCGUCGCGUGGUAUUGAUGUUCGCAACAUUACUCACGUGCUGAACUACGACUACCCCAACAACUCGGAGGACUACAUCCAUCGUAUUGGUCGUACCGGUCGUGCUGGUGCCAAGGGUACCGCUGUUACCUUCUUCACCACUGACAACUCCAAGCAGGCUCGUGACCUUGUCAACGUCCUCAGAGAGGCUAAGCAAGAGAUUGAUCCCCGUCUCGCUGAGAUGACCCGCUACGGUGGCGGCGGUGGUGGUGGUCGCUACGGCGGCUGGGGCCGUGGCCGUGGUGGUGGCCGCGGCGGCGGUGGCGGUAGAGGCGGUCGUCGUUGGUAAGAACCUUGCCAACCGGACUAUUCCAAGGGCGAGGUAACUCAUCAUGCGGCGGCAACUUGCGCAAUUCUCAUGCAAAAUCGGCGUUCACGUAGACGGGGGUUUUAGACUCGAGGUACCCGGGACACGUAUCUGUGUCUCCUUCAGUCUGGUAUUUUUCCACGGCUAUUUUCAUUUUCCUUGAGUGUUUCUUUUAUUUUGCCCAUAUCGGUUUGGGGCCUGUGUGCGAUAUUUUUUCAGGCAUGGUCAAAACGUGGAUCAGGUUGAACAAAAAGUUAAGACGGAACGGAGACGACACGAUGAUAGGUGUCGAGGACUGCAAUAUAGAUCCUAAUGGGGUCCAGUCACUUUUGAUGCUCUUCCACGAGCAAGAAUGGAUGGCUCAAGUCGAAAGCUCGACAGGCGGCAAAGGCAUUAGAUGAUUGUGUAUAUCAGACAUGGCCCUGUCGAGGGCGGCUUACUGCUCAGGUAGUAAUAGGAAGAUCAUCUCAUGAAAA